This is a messenger RNA of Mercenaria mercenaria, 1956 nucleotides long. RefSeq lists its product as uncharacterized. The transcript is spliced from 6 exons. NCBI's taxonomy places the organism in Eukaryota, Metazoa, Mollusca, Bivalvia, Venerida, Veneridae. The record is from RefSeq and is a predicted model, not a curated record. The coding region runs from base 438 to 800 and encodes 120 amino acids.
GAAAUGGACUGAAGAAAACACCAGAGUUGUCAAACGUUAUUUUCAAACCAUUGUGUUAGAUAACUCGGAGAACCAGCACAACAAAGGGAGUUUACCAAGGAUAUGUUUUGGUCGUUAUGAAUUCUGAAGAUCAUUUCAGUGGUACUGAAAACAUCAAUGGUACUGAUACUGAGAUUUGUAACAAUGAGAAAGUGGUGGAACCAGAGGGUAUUAGUAUACUUGAUGACAGAAAAAUGCUGAGUCAUUCAUUGAAAUCAGGAUAAUAAGCCCUUAUAACUCGGCAGUGCUUGAGCCGAGGAUAUACAGACUAAUAGAGAGGUUGGAACUGACAAAUAGAUGACCUUGAAGUGAAAGGUCAUGGUCACUGUGACCUUUAGUAUCAAAAAAAGCUUGUCACUGAGCAAUGCGUAUGGUUAGGACCCUCAACCCUAGUAAGGAUGUUUGUCCUGACUGGAGGUAAAGGUUAUGGUCAAGGUCACCAAGAUUCAGUGAAAUGGACUGAAGAAGACACCAGAGUUGUUAAACGUUAUUUUCAUACCAUUGUGUUAGAUAACUCGGAGAACCAGCACAACAAAGGGAGUUUACCAAGCAAACAGACGUUUUAUUUGAUUGAUGAAAGUCAGUGCACUGGGAAAGGAGCGAAAAGAGUGGUGUUUAUGGCUCAUCAGUAUCUGCAGUUCUUUGGCAUAGGAGAGAAACAUGCACAGAUAUAUUUCAAUAAUGCAGCUGGGCGGAAUAAAAACAACAACUUUGUCAUUUUGUACGCAGUAUUGCGCACUUUAAUAGGUAAGAUUUCUUAGGCUAAAAUAAACAAUUUUCUAUAGUUGUUUUUAAUGUGCCCGUAUUUUAUAACAAAUAAUAGAAAUUAUUUUCUUCUGCAAAUAAUUUACUUUAUUUUGCAAGAAAAGGCUGUCAACACCGUUGCUAUGCAGUUACGUCACGAUCACUAGUCAACUGGUGAUCUUCGGAUAUUAUCGUCCGUUACGCAUGGUUUCUAGCCAGCAUGCUAUCAUUAAGCCGGGUAUCAGUUCUACCAACGGUAUAUAAGCACCAAAAGUUCGUGCAAAUUUCUCUUUCUCGAUUCAACACCGAAGAUAAACUACGCUGCUAAAAGCUCAAUUUCCCAUCCGACCCACCCAAAAUUGUUUACAAAUCGUUGUUUUGCUACGAUUUUUCAUUUAGACAUCAUAUUAAUACAUAAAUUAUAUAAUGAUUCUUUCUUCGCUCUGCUCUGCUGUGUUUUAAUGUAUUUUUCAGAGUCUUCUUGCUAAUAUGAGGAAAUGGCAACAUUGUUUACCAGACAAGGGGUAUCAAGUGAACGAUCUGUCACUCAUGAAGUUAUAGACAUUCAGACAUUCUCAUCACUGUCAGAAACUAAGUGUAUAAUACUACAUAAUAAACGUCUAUAGUGCUUUGCACAUUAGUGAACUUUAUAUUGUAUCUAUUGAAUCAGUUGAAUUGUUAUUAGAAAGGACAUUCAGGACAGUAUUUGUGGGAAGUUGUUUGCUAUAACUUAUACAGUCUGUAGACAUGUAUAUCUAUGGAUGUGAACACUUUUUGUUAUUGCAUUUUUUUGUGAUGAACGUUUGCAUAAAGAUUCUAUAACUGAUGUGUAAUAACUGUUCAUAAUAGUCUUUGAGAAACUGAAUAUAAAAGAUGAUUGUCAAUUCUUUUCAGUAAAUUACUCUAUUGUCAUAUAACACUGUCACUUAUCGUAAAAAUUCUGUCGGUCGAGGGUUGAACACGCGAGCCAGCAAAAUUCAAUGCUUAUACACAAAAAUAUUUUAUUAUUUGAUAUUGUAUGGUAUUUGUCUGUCGAAUUUUCUCCUAAAUCGAUGUUGGGGCCUUGGCAUCAUUCCCGUCGGUUUGGGGGCCUAUUCGACUGACGUAUUUAUAGUAACAAUACACAGCGUAAUUUGAAUCGCGGUUAGAUAAAUUUUGAUUGUAAGCCUGCAA